This is a messenger RNA of Chlamydomonas reinhardtii, 2530 nucleotides long. RefSeq lists its product as uncharacterized. The coding region runs from base 209 to 2326 and encodes 705 amino acids. NCBI's taxonomy places the organism in Eukaryota, Viridiplantae, Chlorophyta, Chlorophyceae, Chlamydomonadales, Chlamydomonadaceae. The record is from RefSeq and is a predicted model, not a curated record. Gene Ontology annotation, molecular function: protein binding. The transcript has 4 exons.
GGGCUCUUGGCCUUCCAAGCUUGCGACGAUCCUGAUGAUAACCUUUGAAUGAGAAAUGCAAGAGUUCUUUGACGAGGGAAUCAACCUGAACGUUGCGCGUGCGAUAUGUGGUCUGUUCGAUAAUGCCUCUGGCUCUGACUGCAUCAUACGUUUUGAAGUAAGCAAUCAUACUGACAAUGAUGGAACGCCUCACGCGAAGAGAAGGCGGAUGGACGGCGACGGGCGGGACGUCUGUCGCGAGCUGCGCGCGCACUCGUUUGUGCUUGAGCACGCAUCGGAGUUCUUCAAGGUGAAGCUAUCCACCGAUGUCGGGCGUACAGAAGAGGCCGGCGUCCCCAGCCCCUCCCAGCGGCGCCUGCCGCCCGCGGCGGGCCUUCAACCCGCGAGCACACACCACGCCCGUCACAGCCCCAGCCACACGCCAGUCCUUGUCGUGCCUGUGGAAAGCCCCGAGGAGGCGGCCGCGGCGCGGGCGGUCGUGGCGUUCUGCUACACGGGCCGCGUGAGCCUGCCGCCGACAGCUGGCGUGCGGGCGGCGCUGCAAGUGGCGCGGCAGGCGGCAUACCUGCAAGUCCAGGGCUGCGAGAUGGCGGCGCUUGACACGCUGUCGCAGCUGCUGUACCGUACACGCGCACCUAGCAAGCCGGCUGCGAACAGGACGCUGGCGGCAGCUGCUGCUGCUGCGGCGGCGGCGGUAGGCCUUGGAGGAUCGGGUGCAGCUGCGCUGCGCGCUUCCAGCCCUGCAGGCGCGUGUGCGGCGGAUGCCGCGGCGACAGCAGCACCAGGAGGAGGAGGCGAUGCAGCGGGAGGGGCAACAGCUGCAUCGGCGGCCCUACCGCCGCCGCUCGAGUUCUUCACCUGUAGCGACCUGUGGCUCAGUGCAGACACGGCCAGCGGCCAGGUGUAUGCGCGCUUCAGGGACCUGACCGCGGUGGCGGCGGAGCGCAUGGUGGAGCAUUUUGGCGACGCGCUGAAGGUGUUCAAUGACGACGAGCUGUUUGAGCAGUUCAUGGCGCUGCCGGCCACCGCCGUGGGCGCCGUACUGUCCUGCAGCCGCUUCGGAGCGGACUGCGAGAACACCAUCCUGCACCUGCUGGCGCGGUGGAUGGGCGACAACCACGCCGCCGCAUCCGCCGCCGACCGCGAGAAGCUUUGCCGGUGCGUGCGGCUGCUGCACCUGACGCCCACCUACCUACACGCCUUCCUCCCCGCACUGGCUGCCGACCACCAGGCCGCGGCGGCCGCGGCGGCCGCAGCCGCAGCGGUAGUGGCAGGAGCUGCUGGGGCAGGAGUCGCAGAGGCUGGUGCUGGGGCUGGGGCUGGGGCUGCGGUGGUGGCGGUGCCAGGUGCGGCGGCGGGCGCAGAGAGGCAUUGCAGCCAGCCUGCCGGCGCAGCCGCAACGGCAGCGGGCGAUGCUAUGCAGGAGCAGGACGAGGACUCAGAACCUGGGCCCUGCGGCUGCAAGCGCGGGCACGCAGAGUCCGAUCGCCCGGGCGCCAGCCCUCCAGAAGGCGGCGACGCCACUGCAGGCGACGGCGGCGCCGCCUCGGAAGCAGGCACCACCGGCAGCGGGGCGCCGCCACUCGGCUGGUUCCCCAUCACGCCCGCUGAGGCAGCUUUCGUCGCCAACCUCGCCGCCGCGCGAAGUGAGCCCGAGCGCCAGGCGCUGAUCGCCGCCGGCAGCCGCCGCUUCGGGCGAGACACCAUUGCCAGUGGUUGGUACUCCCCUGGCCGCCGGCAGCAGUACCUGUCGGGCGGCGGAGGAGGAGGCGGGCGGAUGUACGAAUGGUCGAUCUCCCGGUCAGACCUGGAGGAGGAGCUGGAGGGCAAGGCGCCGGGGGAGCGCUUUCUGGUGGAGAGCCAGGAUGAGGUGGCGGCACGCGGGUUCGUGUGGGUGCCGUACGUCAAGGGAAAGGUGGGCGAGUCCGCAGCGGCGUUGUUCCUCCGCGCGUCGCUGCCUGCGGCAUUCGAGGUGCCGGGCUCGGCAUUGAACGAGGGGCUCACGCCGGCGGUGAUGCCGCUGGAUGCGGAGAUGAGCGUGCAGCGGGUGGUGGGGUGGGAGGAGGACCCCUUUGUGGUGCUACGGGGCCCGGCGGCGCGGGCAGGGCGGGUGCGGAGGGACGUGCGGCUGCGGUUCUGGGCUGACGGGGACGUGUGGGUGCUGGGCAAGGGCCGUGGGCACAAAGCGCUGCCGCUGCGCGCGGGCGUGGGAGCGGGGGCAGGCGCGGGUGAGGAGGAGGGCGUGCUGGCUCCGUGGGGCGAGUACCUGCGUGAUGGGGAUAUCCGGGGCACGCUCACGAUUCUGCCGCCCUCCGACCUAGUGUGACCAUGCACCGUUUUGGGCAUGGGGCAUCGGCAUGGCUUGCAUCUUCCAAGGGUAGGCCGCCGCCGCUGGCGAGAAGGGCCCUAACCACGCCAGGGACUUGCACUGCGUUCAGAAAUGAAGGUGCGCGGUUGCACACUGCUGCUGGGCAGUCAAGUGGGCAGUUGCCAGGCUGAGGGCACCGAGUGUGACCGACUUCAUUAUACC